Messenger RNA from Saccoglossus kowalevskii, 733 nucleotides. RefSeq names its product inositol polyphosphate multikinase-like. Gene Ontology annotation, cellular component: cytoplasm; nucleus. Gene Ontology annotation, biological process: inositol phosphate biosynthetic process. The record is from RefSeq and is a predicted model, not a curated record. Gene Ontology annotation, molecular function: inositol tetrakisphosphate kinase activity; inositol-1,4,5-trisphosphate 3-kinase activity. NCBI's taxonomy places the organism in Eukaryota, Metazoa, Hemichordata, Enteropneusta, Harrimaniidae.
AUUGAUUCAUUGGGAUGAGACAUAGUCAGGGUGAGGUAUCAUGACAAUUACGAAUGAUCUGCGGGAUCGGACUGAAACUCACAGACUUUACAUCGAAAAUUAUCACUUUGAACGGGAAAAGUGAAUACAAACUUAACAAAGUCUAGAGAUGGCGACUGGUGGCGGGGAAAACACACAAGUGGAGAGAGUUCCGACUCCACCAAUACCAGAAGGAUGUCAGGUUUUGAGCCACCAGGUGGCCGGACAUAUGCACGGACAUGGCCGAAGUAAAGCAGGAAUGCUACAACACCUAGAUGGAACCAUUUUAAAACCUACGCAAUGUCCUCCAAAAGGUCAGCGGGAAUUAGAUUUUUACACAGAAUUGUUUCGUGAGGAUCAAGAUGAACCUGUUAUGUUGUCGCUGCAAUACUACGUGCCAAGAUUUCGUGGGAUUUUCACGACCCCAUCCAACCCAGACACAAUAUACAUGAAACUGGACGACGCAACUCAGAAGUUCCAUAAACCUUGUAUAGUAGAUGUGAAAAUGGGAAGACGCUGUUAUGAAGAUGGUGCUCCGGUUGAGAAAGUCGAACUUGCCCUCAAGAAAUACCCACCAGUCGAACAGGUGGGGUUUCAGAUACUUGGCAUGAGGAUAUAUCACCCAUCUGUAGACCAAUAUGUGUUUUAUGACAAGACUUAUGGUAGGAGCCUAGAUGAAGAUCAAGUCAUUGAAGGUAAAAUUAAUAUGAUUUAA